AUGAAUAACACAGAUAACAAUUCCAUCUCUUUGCUACACGCCAUGUACAAUGAGAUACUAUCUUUGAAGGCAGGCCAAGAAAAGGCCAAACUUGAAAUGAAGGCACAGAUUGAAGAAGCCAACUGGAGAAUAGAAACAUUUCCAACUAACACACUUCGCCUUCUGUCUCUGCCAUUUGCUAAUACCAUCCGCAAACCAGUGAGCAUAUUCCGUGAAAUAACUUUAAAGCAUAUCUUCAAGAUGAUAAGUGAAGACCUUGGCAUUGAAGUAACGAGUAACGAAAAGGCCACACUCAAUAUGUGUACAAAGCUUAUAUGUGAUGAUAUGGCUGCCCAUCCUUCAGUGAUUGCUCUUGGUCCUAAUCCUAGCUGGGGGUCUAUACCAGUAGCACUUAAGAAAGAAAUGUGUGCCAGGCACGCAAAUAUAAUGAAGGAUUCUGGUAUAGACUUCACUAGAUGUCUCGGAAACUGGGCAUCAACUGCAAGAGUUGCACAUCUCUGGAGGGACUGCCAUAAAAUAUUACAGUCUUGUAAGUAA
Messenger RNA from Phycomyces blakesleeanus NRRL 1555(-), 537 nucleotides. RefSeq lists its product as hypothetical. NCBI's taxonomy places the organism in Eukaryota, Fungi, Mucoromycota, Mucoromycetes, Mucorales, Phycomycetaceae. The coding region runs from base 1 to 537 and encodes 178 amino acids. The transcript has 3 exons. The record is from RefSeq and is a predicted model, not a curated record.